Messenger RNA from Truncatella angustata, 1812 nucleotides. RefSeq lists its product as uncharacterized. The record is from RefSeq and is a predicted model, not a curated record. The transcript has a single exon. The coding region runs from base 1 to 1812 and encodes 603 amino acids. Lineage: Eukaryota; Fungi; Ascomycota; Sordariomycetes; Amphisphaeriales; Sporocadaceae.
AUGCCGCGUCCCACGAGAACCAGAGGCGCGUCGAGGCGCCCUGCGGCACCUGUCGCCAAAGAACCGUCACCGGCGCCGCCGCAGGACGCGGGUUUCAACGACAUCUAUGACACCAGUGACCGGGAGGAAGCGAGGCGACGGUCGCGCAGAGUAUCUGAGCGCAGCACAUCGAGGACGGCACCAGCACCGAACCCGCGUCAGGCAGCCGCAAUAGAGGCGGCACGCGUGCGGCGCGACGCAGCUCUGAGCCGGCUGGAAAACAUCACGUCCCCCUCUGCCACCGCGAACACAAAUACCGCCGGGGAGGACACGGAGAGCUCGAUUGAGGUAGAACUAGGCCGACGCGCCGUGGCUGCGACGCCUGCGCAUGGCGCCAGGCUGCACGAUCUCUCGGGCCUGGAGCUGGACGAUAGCAUGUUCGAUGACCUGAACACCACGAUAGACACCGCUGGGCCCGCGAGCGCGCAGAGAUCCCUCGACACGUCGACGUUGUCGGCUAGCCAUUUCAAGCGUCGCCCGCGUGCGGGCAGCUUCCUGAGCAGGGACGAUGGCCCGGUGCGUCCUAGCAGUCGCGCCGGACCGAACACGCCUGGUAUCAGCUCGACGUUCAACAUUGGAGUAUUCAAGAGGAGGGCGCGGGAACCGAGUAUCUUGGGCACAGCACAGAAACCCCGUGCGGAGAGGCCAGUGCCGCGGAGUGAGAACGGCGACAGGUCCGAGGAUGAUGAGGCUGAAGAAGAGGGCGAAGAACAAGAACAAGGAGAAGCUACGGGCGGUAACCAGUUCUCACCCGAGGCCGAGUCGACACCUUUAAGGCGUUCUAAGAGGCAAUCUGGUGCUGUCGAGCCUGCGGAGGGGGAAGGGGUCGUGGAGGUUCCCUCGAGUUUGAACAAGCGGAAGCGCAAGUCGACCGAGGCACAUGAGCAAAGACGUCGUUCUUCUCCGCAUGACGGUAGUGACGAAGUCAUCCCUGCUACCGCAGAAGACCCCGAGGAUGAGGUCGACGAAUCAGCCCUUUCAUCGCCCCCUUCGUUGCCCCCGGUGAGGAGGCAGAGCACACCCCUGAUGGAGAACGUCGCUCCGCCGGAAAGCAGUGGGUCCGAAGACGAAGCGGAAGUCUGGCCGCCACUCCAGUCUCUGGCCAAAGGACGCUCGCGACGACCGCCCUCAGCAUUGCGCAAAACCCCCGUCCGUGAGAUCGCGCACGAUGACAGCGUUUCUGACAUGUCAUCCCCGCCUUCCUUGACCUACUCACCAAACUAUGCCGACCCCUCCCCGCCGCCUCAAAAACAGACGAGAGCAGCAGCAAAGCCCGUCACCACAGCAGAUCUAACGGGCCUGCUUCCCAGGCGGCGCCUGAGGAAUGACAAGAACGACCCCUUCGGCGGCAACGACUCGGAUGACGAGGUAGUCAAUACCGGUCUUGCCAACGACGAGGACGAGCUGUCCUACCUCGACGUCAGGACGCGGCGACGGCCGGCAAGACCUCUGUCAGGUGCGGGGAAGACCAAUCAGCCCGCCAAGUCUACCCAGCGCAGCAAAGGCAAGGCGGCUGCUUCAGCAAAGCCGGCAAGGACGUAUGGGCGAUCUGCGGACAAGGAGAACCAGGAGGGGGAGGACGAGCAGGACGAGCAAGACGGACAAGACGAUGAUGCUGAACGGCAGGAUAACGCCUCGGAAAAUAGCCAGGAGCUGGUGGCGCGUGUGGGCGAGGAGCUCAAGAAUGCGGCAAGGAAGUUUGCUGAGGUCGACAGGUGGGAACUUGAGUUUGAGGAGAACACGCAGAGCAGCUCUCCGCGGGAUGCAAGGUAG